Cuscuta epithymum is the source of this 2295-nucleotide messenger RNA. The record is from the annotation of a GenBank genome assembly. Lineage: Eukaryota; Viridiplantae; Streptophyta; Magnoliopsida; Solanales; Convolvulaceae.
AGUCAUCAUUCUUUUCAAUGUCCAUGGAUAAACACUGAGAUGUGACAGCUCCAAAACCGAUCUGAUCACCGUUUAAGGCAUACUUCUGCAGCCUCCCCCUCGUCGCCUCCGUUCUGCAGAAAAAACCUUCCAAAGUUUUAACAACGGAUUCAUAUAUGCGGACAUCUUCCAGACCACAACCCCUGCUGUGCAUCUGACCCAGCUAGCCUGCAGCCCAACAUCUCUCCAUCGCCGGAAAAGAAGAAACAGAAUUUCACUUCAGACCAAGCCUGUUGGCACCACGGCCGGGGCCGGUCGAGGCACCCGAUUUCUCCCCAGGUUAGGAGCUUCAUAGAGUUCACACUAGAAUUUAGAGGAUAAAAAUAAAUCGUAUGCCUUUACCAAUCUGUUCUUGAGUAAUUUUGGCAUCUAUAAAGCAUUCCUUAAAUAAAUAAGUUUCCAUGGCAGGCAAUGACCUGCCAACUCUGGGCCGUGUCACGCUUGUUGACCUAAUUCCAUCAGAAGGCCUUCCUUCCGAUUCCUACAAAUUAUCAGCCUCUACCCUGUCCCAAUCAUUAGCUCACUAUUCGGCAGCCAUUAUCAAGCUACCCACCAGCGAUGGUGCUCUCUUAAGAUCUUGUCUUGAGUCUGUCCGACUCUACUUUCACCAAAAGCCUUCAUACCCUUCCACAGAUGAAGUGAUUCAUCCCGAUGAUUCUCGGGAGUGGUGCAAGACGUCUGGCUACCAUUCAGAUCCUCAACUAUGGCAAGAAACAUUUGAUUACCGACCAGGAUUAACUCCUACUGACCCCAACGAUGGAGGUGAAUUUCCACCGGCCGGGUUAGCGGACGUGUUUGCAUUACUUGGCAAAACCGCUAGAUACGUACUGGAUGCCAUUAGUUUCUACUUAAACCUUCGCAGCUCACCCUUCACUGAAAUUCUUGAUAAUGUACCUUUGAGGAAUCGUGAGAUAUCAUCUUCGGUUUUAUCUGUUUCAUGUCAUGGAAGGCCAUCCUUUCAACACCAUAAUCUGACGGGUCAAGAUGGUGGUGAUCAGUUGGUUAUGCUAUCGGAUCACGAGCAUCAGGUUGAUAGAAGCCUUUUAACCAUUCUCAAGACAGAUAGGCCGGGAUUACAUGUCAGAGAUUUUCAUGGUCGUUGGGUUCUUGUGGAUGCUGACCUUGGACCACAAGAAGCAAUCAUUUAUACAGGACUUGCUUUGUACCAGGCAACUGCGGGAAAUAUCAGCACCGCUGUUCAUAGGAUGGAUAUUGGCAAUCUGCAGGGGCAUCAUCUGCAUGGAGGAAUAUGUUCACUGGCUUUUAAACUCAUGCCUAAAUCCGUAGCUAGUCUGAACUGUUCUGAGAUGAGAGCUGCUGGUUAUGGCGUUGAAGCUCAUUUUCAACUACCUCUACCUGUAGAUGACUUCAUGCAGCGAUCAACUGAUCAACUUCUCAGUAGGAACAAUUUUCCCACUUUCAGUUUCCCCACCACACAAGACGGAAGUUGGCGGAUCAAUGAAAUGCUGGUUACAGGAUCUAUGAGGACUUCCGAAACAACGAAAAGGAAGAACAAAUCAAGAUCUAAAGCUCUUCCUCCUUCAAAGAGGUUACGGCUGGAGGCACAGAGAGUUCUCAAGGAGAGAGUUCAGGACAUUGCGGAUAAGAAGGGCAUAAAGAUGAAGUUCUGCAACCUGAAGGAUUGUGAGACCCAUAUUCAAUCUACUGACAGCCCGUGUGCUUCCAUUAGGAUGGAGAUAGGGUGGCCACAAGGAGUCCCGUUUGCUCAUCCACAUGAUCUUCCAAACAAGGCAAAGCUUGGAUUUCUUGAGACCUACGAACCUGGUUGGUCUGCCACACAUGACAUGGAGAAUCCAUCUCUGGAGUUUCCAGAAUGAAUUUACAACUGAAGACAACGGUUUUUCAUUUUUUGGUAGCCUGUGGUUGGGUGGGCAACAUGCUUUUGCCUUGUUCUGCAUUGCUAGUAUGUACUAUGUAAUAGGUAGUGCUGUGUUUCACUUAAGGUAUCUUUGUUAUGCUGUAUUUUUAAUGGGCAUUUUUUUGGGGCGGGGGAUAUGCGAAAUUCUGGAAUAAUGUUACAGCUUGGGACUUCACCCAUAGCUUUCUGUAGAUAAGAUCAUAGAAUAUAGAGAUGAGAAAUGUAUAUGGUGUGGAAAUCUGUCUCCUUUAUUAAGUCUGUAACACAGCACACUGUGCAUGCAUUUCAUAAGAUUACAAACACAAAAGACAUAGUGUGUGUAGGGGUGGACCCGGGCCAGUUCCGGUUCGGGCCUGGGCCCAGCCGGGCCUUUUUUU